Messenger RNA from Notothenia coriiceps (black rockcod), 3726 nucleotides. RefSeq names its product serine protease 35 (gene prss35). Gene Ontology annotation, biological process: proteolysis. The record is from RefSeq and is a predicted model, not a curated record. Gene Ontology annotation, molecular function: serine-type endopeptidase activity. NCBI's taxonomy places the organism in Eukaryota, Metazoa, Chordata, Actinopteri, Perciformes, Nototheniidae. The coding region runs from base 214 to 1488 and encodes 424 amino acids. The transcript is spliced from 2 exons.
GCAGCCUGAGCGCAGCGUCCCGGCCGCGAAUCUCUCUCAGAGGCAGCAAUGAGGAGGAGGGAUCGUCGCCCUGCAGAUACCGGGAGGAUGCAGUAACACCCGUUUGUCUUCUAGUGGGAUCAUAUUUGUAUAUUUCUCGGGAAAACAAACAAUACGUUGCGGAUUUGGCCUGUCCAUCACUCGGAUGCAAGCAGAUCCCGCCCCAACUUAACAAUGGGCCCCAUUCCCCUGUGUGUGCUGCUCCCAGUGACGGUGCUGGCUGUGGUGCUGGCUGUAGCUGCUGAGGAGAAUGCAGUUGACGACGAGUAUACCUGGCCACAAUGGAAGGUGCCUCUGGUAAGGCAAAGACACACUGUCCCUCUAAGCAGUCCAAACUUUUCAGCGCAUCCUCAGGCGCAGCUGAGCGGGACCUGUGGGAUCGAGUGUCAGCGUCGCCUUCCUGCCUCCUCUCUGGAUGACCUGGAGCAGUUCCUGUCCUACGAGACAGUCUAUGAGAAUGGUACGCGCACGUUUACCUCAGUUUCUGUGCAGGGCCUGAAUGAGGUUGCUUCCUUGUCCCAAAACGUCUCAUCUAGGUCCCGGCAAAAACGCGAGGUGUACGGCACUGAUACCCGCUUCACCAUCUCUGAUAAGCAGUUCUCCACCAAAUAUCCCUUCUCCACCUCUGUGAAGAUCUCCACAGGAUGUUCUGGGGUUCUUGUGUCGCCUAAACAUGUUCUGACUGCUGCCCACUGCAUACAUGACGGGAAGGACUAUCUAGAUGGGGUGCAGAAGCUGCGGGUCGGUAUUCUAAAGGAGAAGUCCAGACGAGGGAAGGGAGGAAAAGGUAGAGGAGGGCGGGGAAAGGGCAAAAGGAGAAAGGGAGACAAAGAUGAAGAGGAAGCGCAAGAGAAGGAAGGGGACGAUGGUAAAGGAGACCGUAAAGGAAAAGGGAAAGGAAGAAAGAGCCGCAGUCGACGAAGUGCAGAAUCGGGGAAACCUUCCUUCAGGUGGACGGGGGUCAAGAAGACCCAGGUGCCUAAGGGCUGGUUCAAAGGUGUGUCUGAAGGACUUACUGCAGAUUAUGACUAUGCUGUUUUGGAGCUGAAGAAAGCACCUAAAGUCAAGUACAUGGAUCUGGGAGUUAUCCCCUCUGUGAAGAAGCUUCCUGCUGGGAGGAUCCACUUCUCUGGCUUCGAUGAUGACCGUCCUGGAAACCUGGUGUACCGAUUCUGCUCCGUCUCUGAUGAGUCAAAGGAUUUGUUGUACCAAUACUGCGAUGCCAAACCGGGCUCCAGUGGCUCCGGAAUCUACAUCCGUCUCAAAGAGCCAGGCAAGAAGAAGUGGACGAGGAAGAUCAUCGGGGUUUUCUCUGGGCACCAGUGGGUCGAUGUUAACGGGAACGGGAUGCAGCAGGAUUACAACGUGGCGGUCAGGAUAACACCCCUCAAAUAUGCCCAGAUCUGCUACUGGAUCCAUGGGGACUCAAGUCUGUGCAAGGUAGCUUAGAAAUACAAAGGAUCCCCCCUGGACCACCAGUCCUCUCCCAUUCCACCUCUAUGCUAAAGGCACCCUCCCCACUCUCCAACCAGGGGCCCUGACGACUGCCUCUCCCAAUCCUGCCUCCCAGUGACUCCUGUUACACAGAUCUACUGUAAGAUCACACAAACAACCCACAUUCAGCCAUACAGACUCAGUGUUGACAACAACAGGAAUUUGUCUUCGUCAAGAGAAUUGUGGCUGGUCAGCUUUUCUAAUUUAUUUGCUAAGAAAAUGGAGAAAAAAAUAUGUAUUAUGUGUAUUUUGCUGUUUUGCUUUCUAUUUGGAUUGUUUUGUUCUAGGAUUUGACCUUUUUGGAUACAAUGUUGUAAAGGUAGUGUAGCUCAUUAACAUUUGAUGUUAAUGAGCGAAGGCCCUGGUACAUUUAUUCUAUUCAAACUAUACUUUUUAUGAAGAACAUUUCCAAGUGUUCUCCACCACUGUAAAGAAGAGCGCGUGCAUUGGCUUUGACAAAAGACCCAGAAGAAAUUAAAGUAACUUUUGUUUCGCAAAUGAACUAUAUAAAGACAACAUUUUUUAUACACAUUUUAAUUGAACAAACUGGUGUUUUGCAUUUUGUAGAUCUAGAACUUUUUUUUUUUAAAACUACCUUUAAAAAAAAAAAAAGAAAGAAAAAGAUUGUUUGUCUAAAUAGAGAAAGGGUCAUUAUGGAUCCUGGAUAGAUUUCUUAUCUGAUUAGUGAAUCACACCAUCUUUUCUCUGUACUUGCAACACAGUGAAAUGGGGUUUCAUUGUUGUGCACAUAAUUAUACUGGUGCUUAUCCAGAAAACGUGGUGCUAAUUUAUGAAACUGUAAACUCUAUUGGGGGGGCGAGGGUGGGGAUUUUUCAGAAUAUAUUUUGAUAGCCUAGUGCAGUUACUAUGUAUUUUAUGUGAGGCUACAUAUGUGGGUUUUUUUAAGAUGGGAAUGAACCAUGUAAUGAUAUACUUGAGCUGUUGAUAUUUCUCUAAUUCUAUUGGUUAAUAAGAUUACAAAGGCAAUGUUGCUAUAUAAUAACAAAUGAAAUCUGGGAUGUAAUGUUUUUUACUUUUUUGUUGUUUCUGUCCAAAAAUUAUUCGUAUCCUUUUGAAUACCAAACACCUGAUAUUAAUGAUGCGGAUUGAUGACUACCAACCAUUAAAUCAAGAUUACUACUUGUGUGUGUGUUUGUGUUUGUGAUGAUCCUCAAUACGAAAGAUCAGAUUAAUAUUUUUGUGGAAUGGGAAAACUGACGCUCACAGUGAUGAACCCAAAGGAAUCACCCGACUGUAGUUCCCCCGGCUUUUAGCCACUUUACUAAUCUGGUAAUGUUGAUGUGGUGGGAUGUAUAUUCAUGAAAUAGUCCUUUAAUCUAACCUUUCUCUAUUUUACAUUAUAUGGAAUAAAUAAAUCCUUCACGGGCAGUUCAAUCCAUCAUUGAAUUUAUUGCACCUCAAAAGGCUUACAUGCACUGGGGUGGGCCAUAGUAAAUAAAAUAAAUGUACAACUGAACAAAAAUACAAUUUCAUGAAAAAUGUUAAUAAUCUUCCGUUAUUUUCUCUGAAUCAUAUCAGAUGCUCACAACCAAUUGCUUAUUCGUCCACUGAAAAGACAACACACAGAGUAAGCAUUACAUCGGACUGGUUUACAGCUGUCCAUAUCAACAUAUUUACUACAUUGUAAGAGGGGAAAAGAAAAGAGGGGCUUGUUUAAUGAUGCUAAUGGCUGAACAGAUCUGUGGAUUUCCGCAUCACGCUUGUGUUGUGACUAACACUAUCAACUGUUUUAAUUGAAAAUGGGCCAAAGGUCAGAAGUGAUUGAAUAAAACAACUUGGACGUUAAUAAUGUUCUGUCCAAUUUUUGCAAAUCUUAGAAGAUUUUGACAUUUUUGAAUGCCGUUUUCAAACACGUCAGGUGUAAGUUUGUUCAUUCAUCACAUCUGUUAGGUCCAAAAGCCAAUUUGGUGAGAAACAAUGACUGUAAACAGAACUUUGAUUCAAAAGAAAAUCCUCAGGGUUCCAGAGUUGGGUUUGGCAUUGGAUCAUCUUACAUUAAAUACAACAAUAAUCAUACUGACCUGGUCAUAGUUAUAAUGAAAGCACCGGCAACAGAUAUAUCCAGAUAGGUAAUGUCAAACUGCAGGAAAAAAUUGUAGUUAUUUGAGUCUGUGACGAAGUACUAAAGCAUUUUCUCUGGAAGUAAAUUGUAAGAUAUGUUCAUUAAUAGUA